Molecule: messenger RNA, 1883 nt
Organism: Rana temporaria (common frog)
Lineage: Eukaryota; Metazoa; Chordata; Amphibia; Anura; Ranidae
Gene: TBCEL
Product: tubulin folding cofactor E like
Exons: 10
Coding region: 360-1634 (424 amino acids)
Biological process (GO): protein folding
Molecular function (GO): alpha-tubulin binding
Source: RefSeq, a predicted model, not a curated record
UUUGGGGCCGACUAGUUCCGGACGGAAUACUUUCAUUAGCUCAGUGCCUGAGCUUUAUUUUGUAGAGAUUUGGGUUUAGUGUGCAGAAGCAGAUUGUGAGGGUGAUGUGUGGAUAGUGUUGUCUGCCCUCUGUACAUAUGUGUAGGGCAGGCUCAGUGACUGGGGAAAUGUGUAUAGAACAUAACGGGAAGUAGUAAUAAAGUCCCCAGACACAGGCUCCUUAUUGUGAGGUGACUAAGCCAGGGGGUGAUGGCAGAGAAGAAUGGAAGAAAAGUAGAAGUGACAUUUGCGGAAUAGGCCCCACCUAUGUAAAAUAAAGAAUAGAAGCUCUUCAGUUGUUGCAAUAAAAAGUAACAGAAAUGGAGCCACCAUGUGGAAGGAGUUUUAUGCAGGUGCUGUGUGAGAAAUACAGCCCAGAAAACUUUCCAUACAGGAGGGGUCCAGGAGCUGGUGUGCAUGUACCUGCUGGACCUCAAGUGUCACCUAUGAAAGAUCGCUUGAACCUCCCCAGUAUCUUGGUAUUGAACAGUUGUGGCAUUAGCCAUGCUGGAGAAGAGAAUGAGAUUGCUGCCUUUUGUUCACAUGUGUCAGAAUUGGACCUAUCUGGUAAUCAUCUUGACAGCUGGCAAGAGAUCAGCAAGAUUGUAUCUAAUGUGCCUCAACUGCAGUUCUUGAAUUUGAGUUCUAACCCAUUGUACAUGUCUGUGUUGGAACGUAAGUGUGCUGGAUCAUUUUCUGGCAUUCGGAAACUGGUUCUCAAUAACUGCAAAGUUUCCUGGGAAACCGUCCAUACAUUGCUGAUGGAGCUACCAAACCUAGAGGAACUGUUUUUGUGCCUUAAUGACUAUGACACCAUAGUGUGUUCACCGGUUUGUUUUCGUUCAUUGAGGCUUCUUCAUAUAACAGACAACAAUCUCCAGGACUGGUCUGACAUUUGUAAAUUAGGCAUGAUGUUUCCUUGUCUUCAUACACUUAUCCUUGCGAAUAACAAUAUAUUGACGAUUGGGGACUCUGGGGAAUCCUUGUCACGGUUAUUUCCAAACCUUCGGUCAAUAAGCCUUCACAAGUCAGGUCUAAGUUCCUGGAAGGACAUUGAAAAACUAAACACUUUACCGAAGAUAGAAGAAGUCAGGUUAUUAGGUAUUCCUCUAGUGGAGCCUUAUACCACAGAAGAACGCAGGAAAUUAGUUGUUGCCAGAUUACCAUCUGUUUCCAAACUGAAUGGCAGCGUUGUCACAGAAGGUGAAAGAGAAGACUCAGAGAGAUUCUUCCUCCGUUACUAUAUGAAUUUCCCAAAGGAAGAUGUCCCAUUAAGGUAUCAAGAAUUGGUAACAAAGUAUGGUAAGUUGGAGCCACUUGCAGAGGUAGAUCUCCGACCACAAAACCAAGCCAGUGUUGAUAUUCACUAUGAAGAGAAAGUUCAAACGAUAAGUGUUCGUCUUGAUCAAACCGUUGCUGAAUUUAAAAAGCAACUUAAAACUUUAGUACAGUUGUCCACAAACAAUAUGCGAGUCUAUUACCUGGACCACGAAGCUCCAUUUGGACCUGAAGAGCUGAAAUUCAGCACGCGAGCUUUACAUUCAUAUAGUGUUCGAGAUGGAUGCCAAUUUUAUGUAGAGCCUAAAAUCAAAUGACCUUUAGCAACAUGUAAAUGUGUAUAUUUAUAUCUAUCUACAAAUUUUUGUAUUUUAAGUGUCUUUAUGUUAUUUAAUUUCCUAAAUUCUACAUAUGUAUAAACUGCUAUGCACUAGGGCCUCCUCUGGUAACAAAGGCUGAUGGAGGCACUCCUAGAGCACUUUGAGUUUGUGAAAGCAUAAUCCAUACAAUGUAUCUUUAUUCCACAUUUUAUGAAGGAUUAAAAUUAUAUCAGAAUACCACUCAAA